Messenger RNA from Saccharomyces paradoxus, 753 nucleotides. RefSeq names its product glycerol-1-phosphatase HOR2 (gene GPP2). Lineage: Eukaryota; Fungi; Ascomycota; Saccharomycetes; Saccharomycetales; Saccharomycetaceae. The coding region runs from base 1 to 753 and encodes 250 amino acids. Gene Ontology annotation, molecular function: sn-glycerol 1-phosphatase activity; beta-phosphoglucomutase activity. The record is from RefSeq and is a predicted model, not a curated record. Gene Ontology annotation, biological process: response to osmotic stress; glycerol biosynthetic process. The transcript has a single exon.
AUGGGAUUGACUACUAAACCUUUAUCUUUAAAAGUUAACGCCGCUUUGUUCGACGUCGACGGUACCAUCAUCAUCUCUCAACCAGCCAUCGCUGCAUUCUGGAGGGACUUCGGUAAGGACAAGCCUUAUUUCGAUGCCGAGCAUGUUAUCCAAGUCUCACAUGGCUGGAGAACUUACGAUGCCAUUGCUAAGUUUGCUCCGGACUUUGCCAAUGAAGAGUAUGUUAACAAACUAGAAGCUGAAAUUCCGGUCAAGUACGGUGAAAAGUCCAUUGAAGUUCCAGGUGCAGUCAAGCUGUGCAAUGCUUUGAACGCUCUACCAAAAGAAAAAUGGGCUGUGGCAACUUCUGGUACCCGUGAUAUGGCUCAAAAAUGGUUUGAACAUCUAGGAAUCAGGAGACCAAAGUAUUUCAUUACCGCUAAUGAUGUCAAACAAGGUAAACCUCAUCCAGAACCAUAUUUGAAAGGUAGAAAUGGCCUAGGAUAUCCAAUCAAUGAACAAGAUCCUUCCAAAUCCAAGGUGGUAGUUUUUGAAGACGCCCCAGCAGGUAUUGCCGCCGGUAAGGCCGCCGGUUGUAAGAUCAUUGGUAUUGCCACUACUUUCGAUUUAGACUUCCUAAAGGAAAAAGGUUGUGACAUCAUUGUUAAGAACCAUGAAUCCAUCAGAGUUGGCGGUUACGAUGCCGAAACGGAUGAAGUUGAAUUUAUAUUUGAUGACUACUUGUAUGCUAAGGACGAUCUUUUGAAAUGGUAA